GUCUCGACGUCUGAUACAACUUGUUUUGUUUUGUUUCGCUGUUCGUGAUAAUGUUUAGGUGGGCCGUUGCUGCGCACAGGUGAAGAUUUGGGGCUUGAAAGAAAUCGUCUCUAUGUCCAUCCGAUCGCGGAAAUGAAGACGUUAGUAGUCUUCAUCUGUUUCGUCGCCCAAGCGGUGACUGACGACCCGGCAGGCGUCGUCCUCAAGACAGUCGCAGCCGAAGUGACCGCUGACGUGAGCGACUCUCCGAGUUUCCGCACCAGGACUGUGCUGCCCGGCCACACGAUCACGCCAUUCCACGCGAUCAACGUUCCGUCGACGACCCGUUACCUGCUGUUUCAAGCGCACACGCAGACGCUGCCCGUGAGUUUGUCUUACUCGACGCGGAGUCCGGCACCGAGCUCGGCUAGCGACACCGGCACCAACGUCGGCCUGGCCGUUCUCUUGGAUGCGUGGGCAGUCGACGCCGUGGUCUACGUCCACAACGUGAACCAGGGCAACGUGACUGCUCUCCUCGUCGUCUCGGCGCACGGCACGUCAGAACCCCUGCCGGGAGGCUGCAACCUGGAGUUCCCGGUGGAGGUGUCCCCGUUCCUGCGGCUGUCGCUGGGCUCCGCCGACGCCACUCUGGAGUUCCAGCACGCCAGCGCGGGAGCGCCCAGGGAGGCCCCGCCCCCGCAGUGCGACGGGGGCCUGUCCUCCUUCCGCUACGACCCGUACCUGUACUACCUAGACCAGUGGGACUUCUCCGAGAGCCACUACUUCGACGCGCUGUCCCGCAUGCUGGACCCCGCGUCCAUCAGGAGCAACGCCCAUGCGGUACGUGCGUACCGGGACAACCCCAAGACACGGGCGCUGUUCCUGACCUACCCCGGCGAGGGCACCAUCUACAACGUCAUCGUGAGACAGACGACGCGGGAAGGCCAGGUGUUCGAGGCCGCCUACGUUCCCGUGGCAACCUACGGCUGCCUGUGGUUUUCACGAGUGGAAGCCUGCAACCAACGCGGAGGUCCCUGGGCUCUUUUUAUGUCUCUGCUCUUGAGCCUUGCAGGGCUCAUCAUUUGCUUCAGGGGUCACCGGUACUUUCCUUUUCAAAUGUUUUUCUUCGGGUUCCUCGCUCUCUCGCUGAUCAGCUUCAUGCUCUUCACAAAAGUCACGAGAAUGUCAGCAAAUGAAGGAGUUCUGGCUGCCCUACUUGGUGGUGUGCUAGGUGGCAUCUUUUGGAUGCUCCUGUGGUACUUCCUGGCCAUCCCAGUGCUGUCCAUAGUUGUGCCAGGUCUCCUCUUGGGCUUCCUGAUAGCAGCAAUAUUUCUCUUCACACCCGUUGGUGAAGCAGCUUUCCUGCAAAAUAGCAUCAGCUACUGGAUCUUCCUGGGCUGCUUCACCUUGGUGCCACUGCUGCUUCUGCUACCACAGACCAAAAUGCUAAGCAUACUGUCUUGUUCGUUGGUGGGAAGCUACUGCGCCAUCCUAGCCGCAGAUGUGUACCUAGGCACGUCUCUGUCUUACAUUAUCCUCAACGUGAUUCGACGGUCACUGGUUCCCGGUGGUUACAGUGCCAGCAACCAGGUGCCCUUCCAGAUGAAUGACGUCCUGCUGUCCUUGAUUUGGGCCGGCCUCUGCAUUGCGGGAGUGGUGCUGCAGACUUGGAGCGAAAGGGGCAGGGCCCCGUUCCCUCAGUCCCCAUACCAGAAGUGGCUCCGAGAACGCAGCGACGCCGGGCGGCCGCUUCUGCGUACCGGCCCCGCGCCACCACCUUACUACGGCGCCGUCGGCGACACUGCCUCUCCUCGCGAGCCGCCUCCCCGCUACGGCGCACUCUGACCCCCACCACAGCCUCCCGACCUGUCCUUUCGGAAACGGCGCUGCUCUGAACAAAGUUUUCAGAACAAAGAGCCACGUCUCUGGCAUGCUCCAAGUAGGGUGCCUUCAUGUCCCGCUUCGAACAUGAAGGCACUCUAGCUCCAAGCAGCCAGAUGCGGAAGAAAACAUGUCAGUGGUGGACUGGUCGUUGACCCCUGAAACGAGAAAUCGCGCAAUGCGGGAUCCUUCGCUGUAAAUGUUUGUUGUGUGGGAGAAGUGGAACUAUACUAGUCAUGGUGGGACCCUGUUACCCUGUGAGCAAAGCAAGUAGUGCGGGAUGUGUUUUGUACGCCGGUUGCUGCGAACUGUAUGACGCGUGGGAGCGGCAUCCAAAGACGAUUGUCGUGCCACUGCGACCGAAGGUUGUUUUUUUAGCCGCCUUGAAAGAUAGAUUGGGUUGCCGUUUUCGGCGAGUUGGAAGGGACACAUAUUUGAAGAGAAGUUUAUUUUCUGUUCUUUUUCUCGAAGUGAGCCAAAUUUAGACACCAAAGCUAAACCAAUUUUGACUGAAAUUUGAGGAUUAUCUUGGGAUCCAUCGUUUCCCAAAGGUAAUAAUCUGAAAUCGCUCAGAUUCGAGAAAAAAAAAAAAAAACAAUGUAAAGGUGGCCACAGUACAGGGCUCAAAGCUAGUUCGAUAAGCACACAUUCCUGUUUAUCUCAGUUUUGCUUGACAUAAACUUGGCUCAUUUAAAAAAAAAAAUAAAAAAAAUUUUUAGCAGAUUUUUACACUUUGUCGAACGAUUCAAAAUGAAGCUGCCGCUUUCACAAUUCCUCUUUAUUCUUUCCUCCCAUCUCGGCCACGAUUCUUUGGGAUGAGCUAUUAAAAGUAUGCUUCCUCGUCUCUGUCAA
Ixodes scapularis (black-legged tick) is the source of this 2712-nucleotide messenger RNA. Its product is annotated as transmembrane 7 superfamily member 3. The record is from RefSeq and is a predicted model, not a curated record. The transcript is spliced from 10 exons. Lineage: Eukaryota; Metazoa; Arthropoda; Arachnida; Ixodida; Ixodidae. Bases 133 to 1824 code for a protein of 563 amino acids.